This is a messenger RNA of Lathyrus oleraceus (garden pea), 858 nucleotides long. RefSeq lists its product as uncharacterized. NCBI's taxonomy places the organism in Eukaryota, Viridiplantae, Streptophyta, Magnoliopsida, Fabales, Fabaceae. Bases 1 to 858 code for a protein of 285 amino acids. The transcript is spliced from 4 exons. The record is from RefSeq and is a predicted model, not a curated record.
AUGACGAUUCCUCCAGUUCUGAAGGAUGGAGUUGCGAAGUGGAAAUUUGUGAUUCAAAGAAGGGUGGUUGUGGAAAGGGAGUUGGGAAAAGAUGUUGUUGAUGUCAAGGAGGCCAUGGACCUGAUAAAAGUUGUUGGGUUGUUGAAGAUUGUUGUUGGGUUCUCUCAAUGCUAUGAAGGUUUAGUGAAGGAAUUUAUUAUUAACAUUCCUGAGGAUAUUUUUGAUAAGAAUAGCAAGGAAUUCUGCAAGGUGUAUGUGAGGGGAAGAGAUAAUGAGGGUGCUGGAGAACUAGAAGUUCCAGACAAUCAGGUCUGUAGGGAGAUCACAGCUAGGCAGGUGAAUGUUUGGCCUGUUAAAAAGCAUCUUUCUGUUGGGAAGUUGACUAUCAAGUAUGCUAUCUUGCACAAAAUACGAGCUGCUAAUUGGGUCCCUACCAACCAUAUCUCCACCAUUGCUAAUACCCUUGGAAGGUUUAUUUUUGUUGUUGGAACAAAAGUAAAAUUUGACUAUGUUAAGAUGCCUAUUGCCUUUCUCUCUAUGAUCUCUGGAAUUAUCUUGACUGAACACCCUGGUAUUCUGUGCUCUAAUGACUUACCUAGUAGAAGAAAACCUGCUCUAUUUGUGCACUAUAAACUAUUUGAAGGGAUAAGGAUAGCCACAGCUAGAAAACAAUCGUUGGAAGCCUUGAUUGCAAGCUUGGAACAGGCUGAAGGUGAAAAUAUUGAUCAUGCUAAUGUCAGUCAUGAAGAAAAAGCUGGAGCCCACACCUCUAGUGAGAGGUCUGCUAACCAUGAUGAUACAUGUGGCAAUUCUGAUUCUGGUGCUGAUGAAACUGCAAGUUCUAGCUCUACUGAGUAG